AAGGCUAAGAGUGAGGGUCAAAUACGAUGUCAUUAAAAAUUCGCCAUGGUUCUUUCGUCUCGUUAUUAAUAAUGACAUAUUUAGUGCAAGGAAAAAGCACACAACCACACAUUUUGUUUAUAUUAGCAGACGAUUUUGGUUUCAACGACAUUGGAUAUCAUAAUUCCGAAAUAAUGACACCAAACCUAGAUAAACUUGCUGCAGAAGGAAUAAAGUUAGAGAAUUAUUAUGUGCAGCCAAUAUGUACACCCACUAGGAGUCAACUACUAUCGGGAAGAUACCAGAUACACACAGGUCUCCAGCAUGGAAUAAUUUGGCCUCAACAACCAAAUGCAUUACCAUUGGACAGUCCAAUACUACCACAGAAACUAAAGGAAGUUGGAUAUUCAACUCAUGCUGUUGGGAAGUGGCACGUUGGCUUCUAUAAGAAGGAGUUUUUACCCACAAGCAGGGGAUUUGAUUCUUACUUUGGAUAUCUGACUGGCAGUGAAGAUUAUUACACUCAUUAUCGAUGCGAUGGCAAAAUGUGUGGCACAGAUCUCAGAGAUAAUACUUAUCCUGCCAAUUGUUCUGGCAAAUAUUCCACAUACCUGUUUUCACAGAAAGCAGCUGACAUUGUUAAAAAACACAAUACUGAUCAGCCUCUAUUCCUGUAUCUUCCAUUCCAAUCAGUUCAUGCCCCACUUCAAGUACCAGAGAAAUACAUAACGCCAUAUUUGCAUAUCAAAGAUAAACACAGGAGAGUUUAUGCUGCAAUGGUGUCUGCUAUGGAUGAGGCCAUUGGGAAUCUUACUGAAGUUUUCAAACAGAAAGGGAUGUGGAACAACACACUGAUGGUGUUCUCAACAGAUAAUGGUGGCCAAAUUCUUGAAGGUGGAAACAACUAUCCACUGAAAGGCUGGAAAGGUUCUCUUUGGGAAGGAGGAAUGCGUGGAGUAGGCUUCGUUCAUGGCCAGAUGUUGAAGAGAAGAGGGGUUGUAUCAAAUGAUUUAAUACACGUCACAGACUGGUACCCUACUCUUGUAUCUUUGGCUGGUGGUAAUUUGAAUGGAACAAAACCAUUAGAUGGUGUGAACCAGUGGAAAACUUUAAGUGAAGGAUCAACUGAAAAUCAGAGGAAAGCCAUUCUACACAACAUUGAUCCGCUAUCUAAACCAAAGGGACAGAUAUGGCCAAAUAGCCCAUUUGACAACAGAAUAAGGGCAGCUCUACGAAUGGGUGACUGGAAACUUGUAACGGGCAAUCCAGGGAAUGGAAGCUGGAUUCCACCACCUCACAUGAACUCUGGACGUUUGGAUAUGGAAAAUUCUACUUCAAAUAAGAAUAUUUGGCUGUUUAACAUAACAGCAGACCCAUAUGAACACAAAGACGUCUCAGACACCAUGCCACAUGUGGUGAUGCAGAUGCUAAGUCUUCUGGCACAGUACAACAAGACAGCUGUACCCUGCAGGUAUCCAAAAAUGGAUCCCAAAGCUGAUCCAAAAUACCACGGAGGAUACUGGGGACCAUGGCUGUGAGAAGUGAUCCCCGCACUCAACUUGAAAUAAAAGUUCAGUUUGGCUAACUCAGUAGUGAUAAAACAUCUCAAGGGACCAUUUUCCUUAGUACAUGGAUAUUUUUCCAGUGGUUUUGCUCAGGUAUGGGGUAAUGGUAAUGUGUAAUGGUAAUGCUGUAAUCAUUACAUUUUUUCAAAGUAAUGGGAUGUAAUGUGUAAUGGAUCCAUCUUUCAAUUACAAGUACAUGUAAUUGUAAUGCAAAACUUUUGCUCUCAGUAGAAUGUAAACCAUGCUUUACUAUGCAAAGACAAUUACAGUAAAACAUGUUUAUAGCAAAGUGCCAGGGACGAACAAUUUUUAUUCAUUAUAUAUACAUGUAGAUAUAAUUUAUUAUAUCCGUUAAAUUCACAAUGUGUUUUAAAUCCAUUGGGAAUGAAAAUAACUUUGCUGUAAGCAAGAAUUCAUUAUAAGUGUAUUCGCUUGAACCAUGGUUUACUGUAAUUAUUCCAAAAAAAAUUCAGUUUUGGUCAAUGUGGGAAUAUUCUACAGAUUUAAGAACACAUUUUUUGUUAGGUUACCUGAGUCACUCA
Messenger RNA from Saccostrea echinata, 2086 nucleotides. Its product is annotated as arylsulfatase B-like. The coding region runs from base 27 to 1517 and encodes 496 amino acids. The record is from RefSeq and is a predicted model, not a curated record. The transcript has 8 exons. Lineage: Eukaryota; Metazoa; Mollusca; Bivalvia; Ostreida; Ostreidae.